CGAUGAGCCGCAAGCGGCGAAAGUUCCGAGAGAAGGAGAGACUCCACUGUGCAAGUUAGCCGCGUGUAUGGUUGCAGUUUUCACGGCAUCAGUGAGCGGCCAUGUGACGCAAACGACGAAAGAAUAGCUAGCGAUAUAAGUUUCUCGUUUCCGCGAGUCGAGAGCUUGCGCUAAUUGGAAGCUCGAUUCGUUAUAGCGCCUGCGAUCCGAUAUUGGCGGGAAAACGAGAACGGAAUGGCCAGUCGUUACAGUUGACGUUUGCAAUUACAGAUGCAAAGAGAGAGAGAGAGAGAGAAAAGUAAUGGAACAAUGGCGCAGAGGUCUACAUCUAAAAAUAUCGAUAUAAACGCCGCGGAGCACGCCCACACCAGUGAUAAUAAUAAGACGCUAUCCAACCGCUUUCCAGCGCCGCGACGUUCUUAAGCAGUCCAUUUUCUCUCUCUCUCUCUCUCUCUCCCUCUCCCUCUCGGCGGAUUCCUCGCGAACCAGCUCUAUAAAAGAAUACACUCCACUCCCGCGUAAUUCAAGAACAUAAUAAACAUCCCGCUUGCGCUCGCGCUCUUUCUCCGCAUAACGGGCCAGUAUAAGCGUGAGAAAGAGUGCGCGGCGCUUCGUUAGCCGGAAAAUUUCUUAAAAGCUCUCGCGCCUCUCGAUCCUGGGAAUGGCCGUCUUUGACGACGAUUUUCAAGGAGCCUCGCCGACGCCAGGACUACGCUCUACAGCUCGUUAAUGCCAUGGGACUGCUCCGCAUCUGAGGACCAGCACGCAGGAUGAAAUCUGCAGCGGCGGCGACAUCAACUGCAGUAUGACGGAAGAGCCGGCGAUCGUUACGGGAACAGCUGACUGGCGCAACCUGUCAGUGCUGGAGAACGGGAGCUUAAUCUUCGACUGCGACGAUUUUAACGGGAACAUCCCUUUCACUAGCACCUUGGCCCAGGUCAUCCUCUACAUCCUCUACGGCAGUAUGUUCGUCAUUGCGCUCGGGGGAAACAGUCUGGUCUGCGCCGCCGUCAUCAGGACUCGCAACAACCUCAGGCCGAACAACCUCACCAACUACUUCAUCGUCAACCUCGCCAUCGGGGACAUACUCAUCAACAUCUUCUGCGUGCCCACGAGCGUCUUGAGUACGCUCGUCUUCCACUACUGGCUCCUCCCGUCCCAGCUCUGCGCCAUCUUCAAUUUCUUCCAGGCGGUGGCGGUGCUCGUCAGCGCCUACACCCUCGUGGUGAUCAGCAUGGAACGCUACCUGGCGAUAAUGUACCUCUUCAGACCGAGACGCGGAACCAAGUACGCCAAGAUCUCGAUCCUCAUCGUCUGGCUGCUGGCCAUGGCCAUCUCGCUCCCCAUCUUGGUCGUCUCGGAUGUCGAGCAGCCCGACAUCAGGUACGAAAUGUGCGACUUCUACACCUGCACCGAGAAGUGGUCGGACAAGAAGCAGAAGUACUCUUACACCAUCGCCCUGCUGAUACUGCAGUACCUGGUACCUCUGCUCAUUCUCUUGUUCAGCUACAUCAGCAUCGCGAUCGUGGUCUGGGGCAAGAAAGCGCCCGGCGAGGCCGAAGACAAUCGGGAUCAGCGGAUGAUCCGCAGCAAGACGAAGACGAUCAAGAUGUUGAUGGCCGUGGUCAUCGUAUACACGAUAUGCUGGCUGCCCUUCAACGUACUUAACCUGGUAAUGGAUAUCAACGAGGACAUAAAUCGGUGGUACGGGCUCCCGUACAUCUGGGCGAUGCUGCACUGGCUGGCGAUGUCUCACGCCUGCUACAACCCUUUCAUCUACUGCUGGAUGAGCACACCAUUUCGACAGGGCAUUUUCAAUAUGCUCAAGUGCGUGCCUAUCAUCAGGCGUUUCGUCCCGGACAGGAGCCACGCUUUGAACACCAGCGCUGUAGGCAUCCCUCUCACCGGUAUGGGCCAGUCCGCCAGGGCUGACGAGGACAAUCAAUCAUUCAUUACGUCUGCCGGUGCUGUUACCUGGGCUCCCACCAGUGUUGCUUCCAGUGCUAAUCGCGCUGUUUCUUCCUGUACUGCUCCCAGUGCUGCUCCCAGUGCUGCUCCCAGUCUUGCUCCCAGUGCUGCUCCCAGUCUUGCUCCGAGUGCUGCUCCCAGUGAUGCUCCCAGUGUCUCUCCCAGUCUUGCUCCCAGUGCUGCUCACAGUGUUUCUCCAAGUGUUACUCCCUGUGCUGAUCCCAGUACUACUCCCAGUCUUGCUUCCAGUACUGCACGCAGUGUUACUCCCAGUGUUUCUCCCUGUGCUGCUCCCAGUUCUGCUCCCAGUGCUGCUCCCAGCGUUUCUCCCAGUGUUUCUCCCAGUGCUGCUCCCAGUCUUGCUUCCAGUGCUGCUCCCAGUGUUUCUGCCUGUGUUUCACCCUGUGCUGCUCCCAGUGCUGCUCCCAGCGUUUCUCCCAGUGUUUCUCCCAGUGUUUCUCCCUGUACUGCUCCCAGUGCUGCUCCCAGUCUUGCUUCCAGUGCUGCUCCCAGUGCUGCUGCCAGUCCUGCUUCGAGCUCACGAAAUGAAGCGAGCUGAAAGCACACUUUUCUUUUUUCUCUUUUGUAGUAAUAGUGCAUGACCACCUUUAUAUACUACUAUUAUGUAAGUCUUUUUAUAUUCACUUCUUUUAGCUGCGACUUGUGCGGUGUGUAUGAUCGCGCGUAGUAUGUAAGACAAUUCAUAUUACUUUUAUAUUGCAUGCAUUUUUAAUACUUUUUGACGCUUUUGAUUUUAACGCAUAUUUCUUAUCAUUUUUAUCUUAUACUAUCCACCUAAUGGUCUGCGGCUCUCUGCGUAGUUUGCAAAUAUACAAAAUAUACACUGAUACCGAAGCAAUAUCAUUUUUAAAGGAGAGUAGGAGCGACGAAUAUUUUGUAUGUACGGCGGCCUUUAUAUCGCAGUUUUUUUAAUUGGUUGUUGCUAAUUCAACCCUCGCUUUUACAUGUAUAUUGCAGCGUAUAAUGUGACACGUUUUAUGGUAAUAAAUUCCUUUUUUUCGCAACUGUA
Molecule: messenger RNA, 2998 nt
Organism: Nasonia vitripennis (jewel wasp)
Lineage: Eukaryota; Metazoa; Arthropoda; Insecta; Hymenoptera; Pteromalidae
Product: RYamide receptor
Exons: 6
Coding region: 806-2527 (573 amino acids)
Biological process (GO): neuropeptide signaling pathway
Cellular component (GO): membrane
Molecular function (GO): neuropeptide Y receptor activity
Source: RefSeq, a predicted model, not a curated record